CUCCUCUCGCAUCCCUCUCCUCCCUCGCCUCUGUAUACUCCAUCCUCCAGUCCUCUGGAAUUCCUCGCAAGCAGAUAUACCCUUGUGGUAUCCCCCUACCCCCGUCACUGCCACUUCAAAAACCCUACGUCGCUUUCGAAACAUUACGCGCACACGGCGGUCAAUCGGGGUUGAACAACAGCUCAUCUGAAUCACGCCCUUCAAGCAUAGAAGUGUAGACUGAGGACAUCAGGACAUCAGAGGGACCAUAGCGAGAAUGAGCUACGGCCAAGCUUUGCAGAAAGUCAACUCAUGGGCGGAUUUCGAGAUCUUCAUACGUGGACGCGUCUUUACCCAAACAAUCCCAGGCCUCAAGCAUAUUGCGCUCAUACUGCAGACGUAUGGUAAUGUCUACCCUGGCAUACGGUCGUCUGAUAGGAAGAGUGAUAUGGUCGACAAGUUGAAAUCCGCAUUUUAUGGAAUCAAGUCCCGAAAUGACUUCCAGACGUAUGCCGAAGUGCGAGUCAGAUGCGAGGCGUAUGCGUUUGGCUGGUCGACCGAGUCAUUGAAUGUCGCCCUCGCCCAGCCAUCAGCUGUCCCGCCAGCCAGUGGCGCCCCAGCACCGGCUGCAGGGCCUUCGACAGCUGCUGCAGGAUCCACUGGAUCAGCAGGAUUUGGUGUGCAGAGAUGGCAACCUCGUACGUCGUGGAUCGUGGCCGAAGGGACAUUCUCUAAUGGACCGAACAGAAACGGCUACUGGAGGAGGAUCAAAUGGCGCGGCGUAUCCAGCAUCAUCGGUUCCGGCACCACCAGAACGUGUACCGCCUACAACAGCGAUUAUGAAUGCUUAUCGUGAGGCGGCAAGACCCGCGGCUAUCAAUCACGUACCGAGAGGACCAAUAUUGCUUGAGUGGAAGACGAGUCCAAUGUGGAAACCUGUACAGGCGAUCACGAAUAUGGAGCAAUUACCAGAUAUCACGGCCCACGAAAGCCACUCAAAUCGCAAAGAAAGAGUCACUCGUUUCGUUCUUCCAAACGACGUAAUCGCCAAACUCAACAUGUCCCACACCAACCCAACUACGACACCCCACUACUCUCUCCGCCUAUUCUGCGCCUCCUCAGAUCAUUACCGCCCACUGAACGCUCGCACAAAUCCGUACGGCACCAACAAGGAUAUACCGAUCGAAUAUCCGUCUUUGCCGGAUGUGUAUGUGGAUGGAGUCGGCUUGCCGUUCAAGGAGAAGGGACUGAGAGGGAAAGCGGGGAGUGCUCCGCCGUUUGAUCUGGAAAAGGCGCCGGCGAGGCGGGGGUAUAUGCCGGGGAGGAUGAUUUCGGUGGCGUUCGGGCACAAGGGGCCGACGACAGGAAAGAACAAGUCCAUCUCCAAAAAAUUCUUCUACCAGCUGGUCUUGGCGGAAAUAACGACGAAAGAGGAACUGUUGACAAGACUGGGCAACCUUCAACCCACAAAUGCGGGUGAUUCUUUGGACCAAUUACGAAAACAGCAAGACGAGGACGAUGAUAUCGUAGCGGGAACGGCGUCAUUAUCGCUCAAGGAUCCAUUGUCGUAUAUGCGUAUAUCACGCCCAGUACGGUCCAAGAAAUGUUCACAUCUUCAAUGUUUCGAGGCCCAGUGGUGGGUUGAGAGCAACGCCACACAUCCACAGUGGUUGUGCCCACAUUGCAGCAAAGAGCUGUUCUUUGACGACCUUAUCAUUGAUGGAUACGUCUCUUCAAUAUUGAAAGCCGUCCCGGACGAUUACGACGAUGUGAUCUUGGAGCCUUCAGGUGAAUGGCACACAGAAGAUAACAAAUAUGCCUCCGAGGUCUGGCGAGCAGCGCAUCCUCCCCCAGCUCCGCCUGCCCCCGCAAUCCCAUCCGUCCCACCUCCUUCCGGCCCAUCAUCCUCCACACCGGGGCUCGAGACGAAACCCAGUCUGACCCAGCUCAACGGCAACGACAGCAGCAAUGGAGAAGGCGCCAAGCGAAAAGUGGUCGAGAUCUUGGACUCGGACGACGAAGAUAGUCUCCGUGGUAAAUCAUCGGCAGCCCCUUCUUCGCGCGUGUCCCUCUCCAUCCCUCCUGUCGGUGCUCGAACAGGGCUCAAUACGCCGAUCAUUGAUCUGACUCUGUCAGAUUCAGAAGACGAAGGCCCACCACCGCCACCGCGUGCACCUGCGCCUGUGGCGGCGAACCCGGUGACGGCGCAAGUACCGAGACCGCAUACGUCUAUGGGGACGAGCGUGAGUGAUAUGGCUGGUGAAGAUGCGUUCUGGCGGGGCAACGUGAAUGAUGGGCAGGGGGCGGGGAUCAAUGGGGGCAGUUCAAGUCUCCCGGGGAGCUCGACGCAGUCUACGCCGGCUGCAGGGGCUGGGAGGAUGCCGCAGAUGGGGACUUGGGAUUAGACUUGAGUAGCUUAGUGGACCGAUGAGUGGGGUGUUGAGGUUUCUUAGGUUGUCAUUGGGGAUGUUGGCGCAUACGAUCAUUUUUGUAUAGGAAUUUUCAUGAAGGUCUUGACCGAUCAUCGAGUCUGGAAAGGGAGGUGGAGUGAGCUCAAUCCCCUGAUGUAAGAUGUGCAAGAUCCAGAAGUGGAUAGUCAGACGGCGAGUCAUAACUUGGACUCUUGCACGAGUUUGUCAUCGAGGUGGCCGAGGAUCA
This is a messenger RNA of Cryptococcus amylolentus CBS 6039, 2637 nucleotides long. RefSeq lists its product as hypothetical. The record is from RefSeq and is a predicted model, not a curated record. Lineage: Eukaryota; Fungi; Basidiomycota; Tremellomycetes; Tremellales; Cryptococcaceae. The coding region runs from base 549 to 2384 and encodes 611 amino acids. The transcript has 9 exons. Gene Ontology annotation, biological process: protein sumoylation. Gene Ontology annotation, molecular function: zinc ion binding; SUMO ligase activity.